CCGGAAAAGUGGUUCGUUACUUCCGAAUUAGAAUGCAAAAUGAACAUGUGCAGUUCUCCAAGCAGUGAUUCCUUGGCUCUUAUCUCGUUUCUCAUCACAGUCAUACUCUCAACAACUUACGCAUCAGGCAAUACCAGCUAUUCCUUAAAUUCAUCCACAUCAAGUACAACAGUACCUCCAUGGGAUCAGAGGGAAGCAUAUCCAUCCGUUGGGCCCGGCUCUCACGUGGAGGACGAACCCAGCGACUACGAAGUAUGGUCCGCCAUCGUGUCCUCCAUGGCUCGCUGGGAAGAGAUGAAGAAACGGAAGGCCCAUAAGUCACAUGUCCAUAAGCGAGCGGAAGAGGUGGUCUGUUACAGAGGAUUCGGGUGUUUCAGGGACGAAGGUGCUUUCGAUUACCUAGAUACCCUUCCCGCAUCCCCCGAAGCCAUAGGAACAAAAUUCAUCCUCUAUACGAACAAGACGCGGAUGAAUGGAGAGUUGCUGUGGUACGACAACAGCUCGUCGCUGUACUAUUCCCAUUUCAAUGGCAGCAAUCCAGUCAAAAUUAUCAUCCAUGGAUUUGGCAGCAGUGGACGCAGGAUGUGGGUGCUGCAAAUGGCGGAAGCCUUACUUGCUAUGGAAGACGUGAAUGUGAUAGUGGUUGACUGGGAAAAAGGAUCCGCCCUACCCAACUACGUCCAAGCAGCAGCCAAUACGCAGUUGGUUGGGAAGCAACUGGCCGCUCUCAUGCGGAUGAUCAACUAUGAGAGAGGUAUCUCGAACCAAGACUAUCACCUUAUAGGAUUCUCGCUAGGGGCACACGUGGCAGGAUUUGCGGGCAUGGAAUGCCGCAACAUCAGUCGCAUUACAGGUCUGGAUCCUGCGUCACCGUUGUUCGAAGGUUACGAUUCUAAAAUCAGACUGGACCCCAGUGAUGCCACAUUCGUUGAUGUUAUCCAUUCUAAUGGCAAUAGUUUCCUGAAGGGAGGAUUGGGGAUGUUCGAAGCUUCCGGGCACGUUGAUUUCUACCCGAACGGGGGUCGUGUUCAAAUUGGCUGCAACAAUGUUUUCAUUGGGGCUGUCACAGACAUUAUUUAUGGAAAAUGGCAAAGUCUGUGCAACCAUCGCCGAGCUUUUCGGUUUUUCAUCGAUUCCAUUGUACCUACGUGCAAAUUUCCAGCCUUUCCCUGCGACAGCUACGAGAACUUUCUGGCUGGCAAAUGUUUCAAGUGCAUGGGCCAAGGAUGCGUCAACAUGGGAUACUACGCUGACCGCAGUCCGCAUGCGCGUGGAAAGUUCUAUCUCGUCACCAGGGAGACAGAACCUUUCUGCGCUAAUCAGUUCAGAAUUUCUAUUGCAAAUACAAGAGGACAAGGCACAACUUGGGGAAAGCUAGAAAUUUCAUUCUUGGCAGACGAUAACAGUAAUGAAACUUUUGUUCUUACCAGCGAAAGCCAAGAAAUUCAAGACAAGCAGGACAUCCAGGGUUUGAUUGUCGCUGAUCCCAUCCUGCGGAACGUGAGCGCUAUCGUCAUCAAAUAUUCCAAGUAUAGAGGAUGGAUUUACACAGGUCUCGACAAAUGGGACAUAGACAAGGUACUCAUCCAUGACAGUCAAGGACAAACAUUGAGUUUCUGUGGCCACGCCACAUCAAUCAUCAGCAACGAGCCAAAGUUUAUUCCACUUGCCAAAGGUGACUGCAAAGUUGAGCCCACUACACAGAGGCUUGCGAGAUUAAUUUGGCAGGUGGUUGGAGAACCUGUGAUGGGCAGAGAUCCACGACCCCCGAAACUGUUGUGGAAAAUCAUGGUUGAUGAUAAUUCCAAAUACCAUUGGCAUAAUUUAUGACGAAAGCUCAUCUACUAAGGAAGUAUACAUUGACCAAAACGUUAUUAUGACAAUGGCGCAAUGACCUUAGUGGUGGAAUUCUGAAGAAAUUCCA
Messenger RNA from Uloborus diversus, 1924 nucleotides. Its product is annotated as pancreatic triacylglycerol lipase-like. Lineage: Eukaryota; Metazoa; Arthropoda; Arachnida; Araneae; Uloboridae. The transcript has 9 exons. The record is from RefSeq and is a predicted model, not a curated record. Gene Ontology annotation, biological process: lipid metabolic process. The coding region runs from base 40 to 1830 and encodes 596 amino acids. Gene Ontology annotation, molecular function: lipase activity.